UGUCCUCCCACUCUAACCGCGCAAUCGGUGGUGCACUGUGUCCCUGGGACACAGUGGAUCACUGAUCAACGGAAAGAGCUGAUAACGUCAGCUCUGUCAUGUAAUCAGCUGUGUCCAAUCACAGCCCCUCGUGAGGCGGUAAUUGGCAUUACUCAGAGGGGACAUGUACCAGUUUGCGCUGAUGAUCAGUGUAGCUCCAUCAGUGCCACCUGUCAGUGCCCAUCAAUGCCACAUAUCAUUGCCCAUCUGAGCUGCCUUUCAGUGCCGCCUAUCAGUGCCAUCUAACGGUGCCAGUCAGUGCCGCCUAUCAGUGCCAUAUAUGAGUGCUGCCUUUCAGUGCCCAUCAGUGAUGCCUAUCAAUGAC
This is a messenger RNA of Staurois parvus, 364 nucleotides long. NCBI's taxonomy places the organism in Eukaryota, Metazoa, Chordata, Amphibia, Anura, Ranidae. The record is from the annotation of a GenBank genome assembly.